UUUUUUAUCUUUUAAUUUUUUGUUAAUAAUAAAAUAAAAUUUAUGUUUUGGCACUUGAGUUGCUUGUUCAAGGGUGCUUCUCUUUCAUAGUUAUCAAAAACUAGAAAAUGGGCUCUUUGUUUUUUGAGGUCUUAUUGAGUACUAGGAAGUGGUAGCAAUUUGGACUGAAAACACUGAGGAAAUUGAGCUGUUUAGUGCUUAGUGAAAGAAAGAAUCAAAGGAAGAAGAAAGAAAGAUGCUCUAUAGUCGUGAAGUUUUGAAUUUCUUGGUGAGGAAAGAUGUGAGGAAGAUACUCAAGAGGAAAGACAGUGAUGCUGGUGAAAGAGGAAGAGCUUUAGAAGAAUUGCGGUCUUCUUUAUUUAGCAGAUUUCGCUCGUCUGAAAGCGCAAAGCGACACGAACAACAAUUAUGUGGCCCUGUCAUUGCUCUUACGUUCAAUUUUCUGGUUGCUAUUGGUAUUAUUUUCAUGAACAAAUGGGUGCUUCAAGGAGUUGGCUUCCAUUUUCCUAUAUGUCUUAGUUUUAUUCACUAUGCACUAAGCUGGGCACUGAUGGCCAUUAUAAAAGCUUUUUCUGUGCUUCCUGCAUCUCCUCCAUCAAAAUCUUCUCGUUUAUCUCUAUUCACUCUUGGCUUUGUUAUGUCUCUCUCUACUGGCCUAGCUAAUGUUAGCCUGAAAUACAAUAGUGUUGGAUUCUAUCAGAUGGCUAAGAUUUCUGUUACACCCUCGAUUGUUUUAGCAGAAUUUAUAUGGUUUAAAAAGAGAGUUUCUUUUUCCAAGGUGGUUGCACUUACAGUUGUGUCUAUUGGUGUUGCCGUGGCUACAGUAACUGAUUUGCAAUUCAGUCUCUUUGGUGCUUGUGUAGCACUAGCUUGGAUAAUUCCUAGUGCAGUCAACAAGAUUCUCUGGUCCACUCUGCAACAGCAGGAUAACUGGACAGCCUUGGCGUUAAUGUGGAAGACUACACCAAUUACAUUGUUUUUCCUGGCUUCAUUGAUUCCUUUCUUAGACCCCCCAGGUGUCUUCUCCUAUGAUUGGAACUUCAGAAACACAGCACUGAUUCUCAUGUCAGCUCUUCUUGGCUUUUUGCUUCAGUGGUCUGGUGCUUUGGCACUUGGGGCGACAUCUGCUAUUUCUCAUGUUGUUCUUGGUCAAUUCAAAACAUGUGUUGUGCUUCUUGGAAAUUACUACAUCUUUGGCUCCAAUCCAGGAGCGACCAGUAUAUGCGGGGCAUUGACGGCUAUUGUAGGCAUGUCUUGUUACACAUACCUCAAUAUAUGCAACCCAAAACCACAAACAGGAAAAUUAUCUCCUGGAAAGUCUUCCACACAAUCCAGAUCGAGUAAAGAAAAUGUAGAUAGCCAUGAUGCCUAUGGGGGGGAAUCUGUGUAACUCAUCUCUGUGACAAUGGCUUAUCGGCUAACAUGUGACAACAGAUUUUUUCAUUAACCCUAGGUGUUGCUUCAUCUGCAUUUGUUUCUGGGUUAGAAUUUGCUAAUUUAAUGGAUCGUGGUGCACUCUAUUUAAGUUUCCCAAGAGGACUUGUAGAUUAGUCAGCUGACCAUAAAUUUGAACCAAACAAUCUGAAGGGCUUGUGUAGAUGCUGCUGAUGCUUUGCUGCUCGCAACAAUGGACCAACUUUGUGUAUAUAAAUUAGUUGCUUUUCUUGCACAAGUUUAAACCGUUAAGGCUUUCUUUUUCUGCAUCAAGUUAUCUGUAUGUGAAGAUUUGGCAGCAACUCGAGAGACAAUACAAUAUUAAGCCAUUGAAUGUGGGUUUCCAAGCUAAAGUUGACUAGCUUGAACAGAUACCUUUUCAUUUACAAGUCUUCUUGGUCUUGAUUUCUGUAUGUGGAAAUGACAGCUUGCCAUUUGAUGGACAACUGAAAGUAACUCUAAGAUAGUAUUAAUUAAAAUUCCGAGAUAGAAAAUAUGAAUAUUUGUGAUGAUUGAGGAAAU
This is a messenger RNA of Populus trichocarpa (black cottonwood), 1956 nucleotides long. RefSeq lists its product as uncharacterized. The transcript has 8 exons. Lineage: Eukaryota; Viridiplantae; Streptophyta; Magnoliopsida; Malpighiales; Salicaceae. Gene Ontology annotation, cellular component: Golgi apparatus. The coding region runs from base 236 to 1390 and encodes 384 amino acids. Gene Ontology annotation, molecular function: UDP-xylose transmembrane transporter activity; antiporter activity. The record is from RefSeq and is a predicted model, not a curated record.